Messenger RNA from Lottia gigantea (owl limpet), 1599 nucleotides. RefSeq lists its product as hypothetical. Gene Ontology annotation, biological process: beta-D-galactose catabolic process via UDP-galactose, Leloir pathway. Gene Ontology annotation, molecular function: UDP-glucose:hexose-1-phosphate uridylyltransferase activity; zinc ion binding. The record is from RefSeq and is a predicted model, not a curated record. Gene Ontology annotation, cellular component: cytoplasm. The coding region runs from base 82 to 1143 and encodes 353 amino acids. Lineage: Eukaryota; Metazoa; Mollusca; Gastropoda; Lottiidae. The transcript has 9 exons.
CUAGUUGAUCGAGACAAUGAUAUACCAGCAGACGGAACAUAAUAUCACAAUUCAUCACGCUUUCAUUGAAAACAUUCGAGAAUGACAACCUUCGACCCGACUGAACACCAACAUAUACGAUUCAAUCCAUUGAAAGACGAAUGGGUUUUAGUGUCCCCUCAUAGAGCUAAACGACCAUGGACUGGACAAGUUGAAAAAGUUCCAGAAGACAAUAUUCCCAGAAAAGACAGUAAAAAUCCUUUGUGCCCUGGUUCAAUCCGGUCAAGUGGAAAGGUGAAUCCAGAAUACGAAGGAACAUAUGUAUUCAGAAAUGAUUUUGAAGCUUUACUAGAAGACGGUCCUGGCCCAGCCGAAAGCGAUGACCCAUUAUUCCAAGCAGCACCGGCUUAUGGAACGUGUCAGGUUAUGUGCUUCCAUCCAUGGUCUGACGUAACGCUUCCUAUUAUGGAACAGAAAGAUGUUCGCGCUGUGGUUGAUAAAUGGGCAGAAAUGAAUAAAGAACUAGGUCAGAAAUAUAAAUAUGUUCAGAUUUUUGAAAAUAAAGGAGCUAUGAUGGGCUGUUCUAAUCCACACCCUCACUGUCAGAUUUGGGCAAGCUCUUUUCUCCCAAAUGAACUGAGGGUAAAAGAUAGAACGCAAAAAGAAUUUUACCAGAAGUAUAAGAAACCUAUGUUGAUAGACUAUUUAAAUAAAGAAUCAAUCAAGAUGGAACGUGUCGUAUUAGAAAGCGAGCACUGGGUAUGGUUAGUGCCAUAUUGGGCUGUUUGGCCGUAUGAAACGAUGUUGUUACCAAAACGUCAUGUUUUACGAAUUGAAGACCUGCAAGACAAGGAACGAGAAGAUUUAUGUCUGAUAAUGAAGAAAUUACUGUCAAAAUAUGAUAACAUGUUUAACAUAUCAUUUCCUUACUCUAUGGGCUGGCAUGGCGCGCCAACUGGCGGAAGUUUGAAAGAAGAUAACAACCAUUGGCAAUUACAUGCUAUAUACUACCCACCACUGUUACGUUCUGCAACAGUGAAAAAAUUCAUGGUUGGCUAUGAGAUGCUUGCUCAAUCCCAAAGAGAUCUGACAGCUGAACAAGCUGCGGACAAAUUAAGAGGACUCUCUGAUGUCCAUUAUAAAUUACAGAACAAGGCUGAGUGAUGUUGCUGUAGACUGACAGUUGCGAGAUUAUUAAUAACGGCCAUAUUCAAUGAAUGUAUAGUGAGAUUCUUUUAGUUAAUAAUGUCCUGGUGCUUAUAAAGAUUGGCUCAGGUAGUCCUUGUGAUUGGUAGAUUCCGAGAGGAACUGGUGGCAUCUGGGUACUGAACGCCCCGACGUUUGAAAAUCGUAGUUGCUAUCAUGGUGUAAUGAUGUGAACAACAUCCCGGUUUUUAGAGAACUAAUUUUUUGGGGUUACUAUUCUUAUGUAUUUUUUGUGUGGAUUCUCUCUUCUAUUACGAGAUUGGUUUUCUAUAGCAUUUAUUAUGAAUUUAUUGAUGUGAUGGGGUUAUGUUUUGAUUGGUUUCCUAUGUUUGGUUAGUCCAAAUAUAUAUAUAAAUAUAUUUGUUAGUACGUUUUGUUAAUCUGAACAAAGAAUAUAUAAUUAUGUUAAUGUAA